Messenger RNA from Spathaspora passalidarum NRRL Y-27907, 969 nucleotides. RefSeq lists its product as uncharacterized. Gene Ontology annotation, molecular function: oxidoreductase activity, acting on the CH-OH group of donors, NAD or NADP as acceptor. Lineage: Eukaryota; Fungi; Ascomycota; Pichiomycetes; Serinales; Debaryomycetaceae. The record is from RefSeq and is a predicted model, not a curated record. The transcript is spliced from 2 exons. The coding region runs from base 1 to 969 and encodes 322 amino acids.
AUGACUUCCACAUCUGUUUUCGUUUCCGGCGCCAACGGUUACGUUGCCCAACACGUUGUCAAGCAAUUGUUAGCCAAGGGUUAUUCCGUCGUCGGUUCAGUUAGGUCAGUAGCCAAGGGUGAUCAAUUGAAAGCUACCAUCAACAAUGACAAAUUCACUUAUGAAAUUGUUCCCUCUCUUACUGACAAAGAAGCUUUUGGUGAAGCUCUUAAGAAACAUCCAGAAGUUACUGUUUUCUUACAUACUGCUUCCCCAGUCAAUUUUUCACCUGAAGAUAUUGAAAAUGAUACAAUUAAGCCAGCCAUUGAAGGUACUGUCAAUGCUCUUAAUGCAAUUAAAGAACACGGUCCUCAAAUUAAGAGAGUUGUUAUUACUUCCUCCGGUGUCACCAUGUGGGGGUUUGGACCAUAUUUUGAUGAAAGCAAGGUCUACAAUGAAGAUGACUGGAACCCAAUCACUUAUGAAGAAGGUUUAUCCAACGCCUGGUUCGGUUACUUUGCUUCCAAGAAAUAUGCUGAAUUGGCUGCUAAUGAUUUCGUUGCUAAGGAAAAGCCAAAUUUUGACCUUUCAAUAGUUCACCCUACCUUCGUCUUCGGUCCACAAGCUUAUGGCAUCCAGGAUAAGUCUAGCUUGAACCACUCAAGUGAACUUAUCAACAGUGUCGUCAAGUUAGGUAAAGAUGAUAAGAUUCCAGAAGAAGGAAGUGUUUUCAUUGAUGUCAGAGAUGUCGCUCGUGCACACUUGGUUGCAUUCGAAAGCGAUGCAGCCAUCGGACAAAGAUUAUUGCUUGGAGCUGAAGACUGGACCAAAGAUUUAAUUGCUGAUAUUAUUAACAGGCAACUGCUGAAAUUAAAAAGACUAUUCACAAGUAUGACAACUCAAGAACUAGAAAAAUUCUUGGGUUUGAUUUCAAAUCCCUUGAAGAUUCUAUCUAUGAUACUGUUGAACAAUUCUAUAAUGCUUAAAUAG